Messenger RNA from Meloidogyne enterolobii, 6030 nucleotides. The record is from the annotation of a GenBank genome assembly. NCBI's taxonomy places the organism in Eukaryota, Metazoa, Nematoda, Chromadorea, Rhabditida, Meloidogynidae.
UGAGGGGAAAAGAUUUUGUUGAGGUGGGGAGGGAGAUAGUGUGAGAUUUUAUGAAAUAAAAUAAAAAUGGCGGCGGGGCGCUGUCAAAUAAAAAUAUUAAACGUGGAUUUUUUUUCAAGUCAAUAAAAAUUUCUAUUAAAAUUUUAAAAAUAAUUUUCUGAAUAUAUUCGUAUACAUUUUUUAUUUUUGAACAACAACAUCUUCUAUUCUUUCUUCCCUUUUAAUUUUUUUGUGAGUUUUUUCUUUGCUUAUUUUUUUCUUAAGCUGUUAUCAAGCUGUACCAAUCUUAACACAAUCUUUAGCAAUUAGCCUCAUACCUAUCUCAAGCUUUAAAGAGUGUUUUUUUUCUUACUUAAAUCCCUACACUAAUCUUUAUUUUUUUCCAAUUAUAAUUUGUCAUUUUAUAAUCAAUCACUUGACACUUUUUUCUUUUAUUUUUUGCACUCGAUUUUAUAUAAAAAUUUGGAGAUAUAAUAUUUAAUAAUAUCCUUUAUCUUCAGUCAUUUAUAUUUAAUAUUUUUUUAAAUUUUUUUGUUUGUUCAGAUUGUGGCCAAGCACUUGUCGUCGUCCCUCCUCCUCUUCCUCCUCAACCUCUUCUCCAUCCUCCAGCUUCAAACAAAUCCUUGUCUUCAGUAGGCGAUAGCUGUACUACUACCACUAGCAGCACUGGUAGCAAUAAGAGUAAUAACGUUUCAACCAAUAAUUUUUCUAAACGACAAUCAGCACCAAUACCAGCAUAUUUUCAACACCAACAACAGCAGCAAAUAAUCUCUAAUAGUGGUGGAAUUAAUAAUAAUAAUAAUACAACAAUAACAACGACAACAACACUUAGACGUUCUUUUGCAACAUCAAUAUCUCGUUCUUCCAACACUCAAAGUAGUAGUAUGUUAAGUAGUAGUGGUGGAGGGGAUUCUUAUCAUCAACAACAACCUAUAGCAGCAGCAACAACAAAUUAUUCUUCCCCAACAGAAUUUCCAAGUAUUGAUGGAAUAUCUUCUGGAAGGUCAGCAGCCCUUUGUGCACUUUGUAGAAUUGUUUGUUCAAAACAUACAAAUGAACAAUUAAGAGAUGAUCAAUUGGCUAGGUUCUUUGCAUUGGCACAUGAAGCUUUAAUUUCGAAUGACAGAAUUCUUCUCAGUUCUUUUAUCUUCUCUAGUGCCGACAAUCUUUUUAAAUUGGCAUUGAAAGGUGUUCAAAUUUUAUUACCAAAUUAUUUGCGUGCAAUAGAGCUUGUACAUAAUGAAUCACUUCAAAUUUUACUUCAUCCUUCUAUAAGUCAAAUAGAAAUGCGUGCAGCUUGUUUAAGAGCCCUUGCUUCAAUACUACCUUGGCCUUCAUUAUUUGGUUAUGCUAAUAUUCUUGGUAACAACAAUCAAAAUUCUUCAUCUUCCAUUAAUUCUUCUUCACAAAAAAUUAAUAAACGUCAAGAAGGUUCAUUUUCUUCAUCUUCAUCAUCAAAUUUAUUGGAAUCAUUUUCUCGUUAUAUUGAUAUUCGUGAACCUAUUCAACGUGUGCUUUAUUGCUCUCUUCGACAAGAAACUGAUCCUUUCAAUAUUCAAUAUGCGCUUGGACUUGCAGCUAUUUUUUGUGUUGAGGUAGCCGAACCGGAAUUGAAGAGAGCAGCAAUGUUGAAAGUUUGGAAGAAUGAAAACAACAAAGAAAGGAAUGAUGAAACUGAAACUUGUAAAGAAACUAUUGAAGCUCCAUUUUCUACUUCACUUAUUCGAUCAUUUAUAAGUGCAAUUUGUGAUAAUUUAUGUAAACCUUUAUGGGCAAAUGAAACACUUUGUUGUUUAGCAGCAUUUGAUUGUCUAAAUUCUUUUUGUUCUCUUCCACAAUCUGUUUUAUUUUCUAAAGGUGAACUUUCAACCGGUUCUUUAAUUGUAACAUCUCUUUGCCGUUUUAUUGAGCAACAGCUUAAGAAACCUCCACCUCUUCAUUCAAAGGAUAUGCAUUCUACUGUUGUUGCGGCUUAUUUUUGUAUGAGUGUGUGGUUUUGUUCGGCUCCUAAACUUGCUCGUAUUGAAUCAUGUUUGGAUACUGUUGCAUUGGCUAUUGAGUUGGGAAUGACGGGAGGGCAUAAAUUGACUCCAGAACAAUACAAACCAGCAAGUCAACGUGUUCAUGAUGCAGCACAAUCUUUAUUACAUUCCUUAUUUUCUACAAAAAUUCCAACAACAUCAACUUCAAAUUUUGUAAUAAAAAAAUUUUCUUCAUCUUCAAUAAAUGAAUUGGUUUUAAUUAAAAAAUUUGGAUUAAAACUGGACAAAUUUGAACAUUUUUUAUUACGUCAACAAAAUGUUUUAAUUUCACUUUAUGAAGCACAAAAUAUUCCAACUUUAUCAAAAGGUCUUCCUUGUGUAAUUGCUAUAUUUCGUACACCGUUUAAUGCUCCAUGGGCAAGUUUGUUUAGACUAUUGCCGAAAGCGCCUCCUAACCGAAAGAAGAUUUGUAAGCAGAAUAAUAAUGUUGUCAUUCAUCAACAACAUCAACAAUUAAUUAAACAACAAACACAAACAAAUUCCGAAACCUGUAAAAUUCGUGAUAGUGAACAACAACAACCUUCUAAUGACCUUUUAAGUAUACAAACAAAAAAUAUUUUGGAUUGUAAUGGAGGUGGUGGUGGAAAUACUGCUACAAAUACAAGUAGUGUUGCUUCAACUACAAGUAGUGGAGUUUCUUCUUCAGCACCUCCUCCAAAUAUUACAACAACAACAACAGCAACAAAACAAUUUAAAAUACCAAAAGAAGCGUUUGAGCCAGAAUGUGAAUACGACAAAAAAUUCCCAAAAUUAGAGCCUGUUCCACCACAAGUUUUGGCAAUACAAUCACAACUUGAACAAGUCCAAGCUCGUUUAGCUGCUGGCAAUGGGGCUCCUAUUGGUGAUCGAGAUACUAGAAAUGUUUGGAUUAAUAAUUCUUUGGGUCCUUUACUUACAAAACCUCCUGUACCUGAAAGUCCUGUUUCUCAUUGCAAUUCUCUUCGUGUUUUUCUUUAUGAUUUGGGAUUGAUCAAUCGAACAUCUUAUCUUAAUGAAUUGACACCUUUGGAUAGCUCAUCAUAUGACAUUUUCUACGAUUCUCUUUAUACAACUGUAGAUCAACAUCCUGUUCAUUUAACUGAAACUGUUUCAAUAUUUUAUGUUAAAGAAGGACAAAAGUGUAUUGAAGAUAUUUUACAAAAUAAUGUACAAAUUGAUCUAAGGCAAACAAGUGCAGAAUAUUGUCGAUUAUUAAGUGAAUUGGGAAGAGCUUUGGAAAUGAGAGAAAAAAUUCAUAAAAAUGGAGGCACAUUUUCAACAAAUACAUCAACAAAUAAAAACGAAAAGAAACAAGAACCCUCUUUUGCUGAAAAUUUUGUUUUUGAUGGUAUUGACUAUUGCUUGAAUUGGAAAGAUGACCAUGUUGAUAUUUCUUUUGUAACACCAACUGGACGAACAAUAACAACAAAUGCUUCAACAGCAAAUGGAGGAAAUGGAUCAUCAAAAGCAGCAUCAAGUGUUCGACGAACAGCAACUUUACGACCUUCUUCUAUUGAUAGUGUUCAACAACAAUUUAGUGGGUUUUUUGAAUUUAAAUUUAUUUGUUUUUUUUGCACUUUUUUGUUUCGUUUUUUGUUUUGUUUUUUCUGCACUUUCACUGAUUUUGCUUUUUACACUAAUGUAUGGUUGGCGGAUUCUGUGAAAUCAUCGGAUAUCCGGUCUUUUUUUGGAUUCGGAUCUGCCAACCUCAAUGCACUCUUUGCUUCAUAUUUCUAUUUUCUUUUUUCGAGUAAACAACCUCAGGGAUGGGCUUUUUAUAAUUUGUUCAGAAUUUUCUUUCUUUCCUGGAACAUUUCUUUAAAAACUAAAAUACGCUUAUAUUUAGGCAUAAAUGCUAAUAACAAUAUUAACACAAAUAAUAAUACUAAUAAUAUUAUGGGGGAAUAUUGUAUAGAUAAACUAUCUUAUACUAAUGACAUGAAUAUUAAAAAUAUUAAUGAAUAUUAUUACAAUAAACAAUCUUUAAUAAACAACAAUAUCUUGGAUAACAAUAACUUUGCUGAAAAAGAAGAAAUCAAGAAAGAUGAAAAAUAUUAUUCGACCCUUUUGGGCGAUGAAUACGAAUUUUUUAAAAAGCGUGCAAUGCUUAUUUGGGCACAAAGUAUAGAUGAAAUUAAUGCAAUGGAAAGAGAUUUGAUUAUUUCUGGAACAGAAAAUCAACAAAUUGAUGAUAGUUUAGAUGAAAAGGAGGAGGAAGAGGUUGCUCCAACAUCUAUAGCGGCUUCAUCAACGCCAGCAGCAACACCUUUACCUAUUCGUUCUGCUCGUUUUUCAACAAGUAAACCUCUUAGUUUGGAAAAACAACGACGACUUUCUUUAAUUUCGGCUCAUAAUUCAUCAAAAGGAUCAGCUGAAAGUGGUGGAAGUUUGUGUUGCAAAAACAUUGCAAUGAUUAAGGCAGAGGAUGAGGAAAUAAUGGGCGUUGAACAACGCAUACGUGCUUCUUCUAGCAAUUCUGCAGCUUCUAUUCAUGUUAGAAAACAUGCUGUUACAGCUCAAAGGCGAACAAGUAUUCAAAGUGCUAGACAUCGACGUUACAAUUUGGGAAAGAUUGAUCUUAGAGACAUUAACAACAUUCAUAGUAGUCCUCCAGCAAGUCCACCACCAAUGUCUCAUGGACGUCGAACUUCUACAGUUUUUAGAGAAAUUCUGCUUGGGAAUUUGCGUGUUGAAGACGUUACAUUUUCUGAUAAGGCUUCUACUACAGCAACAGCUGGCUCGUCUACAACACAUACUCCUACAAAUAUGUCUCCAGUUGAUUCAAAUAAUGAUAGUGCUAAUAAUUUUAGUCAUCUGGAGACAUCCUCGGUAGCAUCAACAUCUACUUCAUCUAAUAAUUAUUUUGCUAGUGAUAAAAAGUCGUCGUCCCCAACUUCAAGCAAACAACAAAUACCAACAUUAAUUAAACCACCAUUAGAACGUAAUGAUUCUAUAGCUUCAACAUCAACAACAACAUCAACAUUUUCUUAUAUAAAAUCUCUAUUUUUUCGAAGAACAAGUAAAGUAACAACAUCACAAAAUUCACAAGCUUCUUCAGAAUGUGGAAGAAGAAAAUCUUCACUUGCAAAAGUUAUUGAUGAAGAAUUGGAAGAUUUGAGGGAAGAGGAAGAAAAUGAAAAGAAAAAGAUGAGUGUUGAUGUUGGGAGAGGGGAAAGGGAAGGAAUUAUAAAAAAUGAUAAAUUGGUGGAGAAGGAUGUAACGAGGGAAUCAUUCGCUUCUUCCAACGGCAACCCUUCUAGAAUUAAAGAUACAGGAGGAGGACUUGUAUUGUCAUCUACGCCUACAUAUCCACCACCACAAGCCUCCUCGAUUCAAUCUAAUAAUCGAACACUAAGUUCUGCUUCAGCUGGAAAUGAAUCAUCCACCGUUAAUUCAUCUAAUACAACAGCUACAACAAAUAUUGAACAUUUACAACAGCAAAAAGCAACGACAAACUUACAAAAAUGGUCAAAGCGUUCUGCUGAUUUGAGGAUUUUUAUUGUUUGGUUAGAAAGAUUAGAAGAUUUGUCAACCUUUCCAAUUGCUGAAAUGUUUCCAUUCACAACAAAUGAUAUAAACACCCUUAAACAUUCUACAACAUCAACAACAACUUUAAAUUCGAAUAUCCAAAUACAACAACAACAAACAAUAGACCAUUUAGUUUUUUAUAUUUACCCAUUUGAGAGAGGAUUAAGAAGAAUACAAAUUACUGGUAUUUGGACUAAACAAGGACGUCCUGGACCUUUACAUAAUGGAACUGUUGUCUCUACUAGAUCAUUACCUUUAUUAUUAAAACAAACAAUAUGUAAUGUAGCAAGGAGGAAAGCUGCUGAAAUUGACAAUUAUCAAAUGACUCAUCUAAAAAGAAAACAAGCUAUUGCUGAAUUUGGUCGUCGUUUUGCAACUCGUCAAGAUUAUACUGAAUUUGUUGAACAUUUACUUGAAGAUAAUUCUGCUUCAUUUAGUGGGACUGUGUUUCCUCCAUGAUGUUUUUUGGUGCUACAAUGGG